AUGCGACCAGGCGAGCCCGCUGCGACGGUCGAUGUCUUUGUCGCAGAAUUCGAUGGCGUGCGAUACCUACUUAAAGACGAGGAUGCAUCCACUAUUCUCCUCUCCGUACACCUUCCCCAACACACUGCCGCAACAAGCGCCACAGAUCCCGCGGAUGCAGCCGCCGCCGCAGCGGCGGUGAUCCCGCCUGAACUGGCGACCAGUGACGGGUUGCCAAGUGGCGCGAUGGACGCGGUAAACGCGGCGUACCGUGGGAUCGCGACGGUGCUGACGCCGCCGUCGAGCAACUACCACCUUACCCUAAUGGUGGAUCUUAAGAAGCUCCCGGAGGAGCAGCAAGCGCGCGCCGCGAUCGCGGCGAAACUAGCCGCGGUGCGGUCAGUCGUCCUCGGUGCGCCGCUGCGCGCCAUGCUGACCGCGCUGGCGGAAGGCGGAGCGGGGGAAGCGAAGGGCUUUGGGGGGGAGGCCGCGGGGGAAGACGGCGCGGGCGGGGGGAGCGCGAUGAAAGCCAUAGUGCACCGGCCGGGGGAGGUUUUCUUCGCGUCGCUGUCGAGCAAGGGCGAUCACGUGAAGAUCGUAUUCCCCGUGCACUUCCAUGAUCCGAGCGACGCCAUCCUCGCUGCCGCCUUCCUCCAGGUGCGUCGGGUGCCUCAGGUGCCUCAGGAGCUAGCAGAGGCGCGCAAGGGCGGGGGCCUGUCAUGGGCGCCCGAGUGCUCGUUCUCGCGCACGCUCCCCCCCGACCUGGACGGCGCGCCGGCGCAGUACCUGACGGCGAACGUGGGGUUCGUGACGCUGCAGGUGGGUCCGAGUGGGUCCCAGUUAGCACAGUACCUGACGGCGAACGUGGGGUUCGUGACGAUGCAGGUGGCGAAGCGGCACGUGGAGGGGCCGCGCGUGGAGCGCGUGGCAUGGCACGUGUGCUCCUUCCACUCGUUUGUCGCUCACCACGUGCGCCGCGCCAAGGGCCUGCUGCACACGCGCAUGCGCCGCCGGGGGGAUGCUCUCAACCAGGUGGGAGUGGGGGGGAAAAGCGGAGGGGAUGCAGUGGGCGAGGUGGUGGUGUGA
Molecule: messenger RNA, 1065 nt
Organism: Closterium sp. Naga37s-1
Lineage: Eukaryota; Viridiplantae; Streptophyta; Zygnematophyceae; Desmidiales; Closteriaceae
Source: the annotation of a GenBank genome assembly